AGGAAUGUUUGCAGGAGGAUUGAGAGAGAUGGAACAAGAAGAAGUUCAUAUUCAUGGCAUCACCUACAAUGCAAUGUGUAAAAUCUUGAACUUCAUUUACACUUCUGAGCUGGAACUCAGUGUGAACAGUGUACAGGAAACCUUAGCUGCAGCCUGUCAGCUCCAGAUUCCAGAAGUCAUUAAGUUCUGUUGUGAUUUCCUCAUGUCCUGGGUCGAUGAAGAGAACAUCCUUGAUGUGUACAGACUAGCUGACCACUAUGACUUGAAGCAUUUGAGUGAGCAGCUGGACUCCUACAUUCUGAAGAACUUCACAGCUUUCUCAAGGACACAGGUGUACCGCCAGCUGCCCCUGCAGAAAGUCUACUCCCUUCUCAGCAGCAACCGUUUGGAGGUUAACUAUGAGUUUGAAGUUUAUGAUGGAGCACUUUUUUAUCAUUAUUCUCCAGAGGAACUGGAGACAGAUCAGGUCUCCCUGAUGGAGCCCCUUAAGCUACUUGAGACAGUUCGUUUUCCUCUGAUGGAACCCCAGAUUCUGCAAAGACUUCAUGACAAAUUAAGUCCAUGUCCUUUAAAAGAUACAGUUGCAGAUGCAUUAAUGUACCACAAGAAUGAAUGUCUUCAGCCAAUGCUUCAGAGCUCCCAGACACAGCUGAGAUCAGAGUUCCAGUGUGUAGUGGGAUUUGGAGGGAUGCAUUCUACUCCCUCCAUUGUCCUCAGUGAUCAAGCCAAGUAUCUGAACCCUUUGUUGGGGGAGUGGAGGCAUUUCACAGCUGCACUAGCCCCCAGAAUGUCCAACCAAGGGAUUGCUGUUCUCAAUAAUUUUGUAUAUUUAAUUGGUGGAGACAACAAUGUAAGUGGUUUUCGAGCAGAGUCAAGGUGUUGGAGGUAUGACCCACGACACAACAGAUGGUUCCAGAUCCAGUCCCUGCAGCAAGAGCACGCUGACCUCAGUGUUUGUGUCGUGGACAACUAUAUUUAUGCCGUCGCAGGCCGAGAUUACCAUGAAGACCUGAGGGAAGUGGAGAGGUAUGACCCUAAAACCAACACUUGGGAAUAUGUGACACCUCUGAAGAAGGAGGUGUACGCGCACGCGGGAGCGGCGCUGGAUGGCAAGAUGUACAUCUCGUGUGGCAGGAGAGGGGAGGAUUACCUGAAGGAGCUGCAGUGCUAUGACCCCAGGACUGACCGCUGGGACGUGCUGGCCGACGGCCCNAUUAGGACAGACAUUGCAUUCUUCUCUAUCUUAUCUAUGAUGCAGAAAUACAAAAGAAACGGGGGUUUGUUUAUUUUAUGGCCAGGCUGCAAGUUUAUGGCCAAGGAUAAACUGGCCAAGCUUAUGGAUGAGGAUACCAGUCCAGUUUUGCCUUCUCUCAUUUCUUUUUUUGUUUUACAGGUUGCCUGCUAUAAGCCAAGCACUGAUCAGUGGACAAAUGUGUGCCCACUUCCUGCAGGACAUGGAGAGCCAGGCAUUGCAGUCUUAGACAACAGGAUUUAUGUGCUGGGAGGCAGAUCCCACAACAGGGGAAUCCGCAUGGACUAUGUGCACAUUUAUGAUGCAGAGAGAGACUGCUGGGAGGAAGGGCCCCAGCUGGAGGAUGACAUUUCUGGCAUGGCUGCCUGUGUCCUCACAUUGCCCAGGGCUAUUUUAAUGGAAACAGAGAAGUGGCUCUCAGAGUGGCAUGCAGACAGAAUGAAGCAUCAUCUUGACUUUCCACCAGAAGUUAUGAGUGUAUCAGACUGGGAGGAAUUUGACAACUCAAGUGAAGAUUAGAAAAUUUUAAUUUUUUUCUUUUUUGCCAGUGGAUGAAGAAAUGAAGGCUUGGGGAAAGUACUUGAGAGAUUUUAUAUGUCUUUCUUAUAUCAUAAAAGUAUUUAAAGGUUUUAAAAAGAAGUGUUUCGCACAAAAUGCCGUUCACAGUCAAUACCUGCCCACCUGCAAGUGUCCUGCACAAAAUGCACUGGCAGUCAGUACUGCCCCCUGCCAGAAAGCAGCGUUUUUACAGUAACCACACAACUGCCAUUUCCCCCUUGUAGAGAGGUUCUUGUACUCUGAAGGAGGCUUUUCUCAGCCUUCAGCAUGGACAGAAUAAAAGCACAGAAGGCUCAGCUUGACUUGCUUCUUUCCUUCCAGCUUUCAGCUCAAAAUAGCUUCUUGAGAUUUUUUUUUUUUCUUUUCUUUUGGGUAAUAAAACUUCCUAGCCAGCUUAAUACAGGAAGGUAACACCUAGUGCUGCCCUCCUGUGCCAGGUGUCAGACAGCUUGAUUAGGUUUCCAGCAGGAGUGAACGUACAGAAACAGGAAGAGUAGCAAGUCUGAACCUUCAUCCCAUCUGGGCAUGCAGCCAUCCCUGGAACUGGCUGAGAGUCUGUGAACUGACACCCACUCCUGAACUUCUAUACUGCAAGUUCUGUCAACACAGUGGAAAGGAGAUUUCUAGAAAAAUCUCUCUGUACAGAAUAUGGCAAUUUCAUCAUUUCCUGGUCAGACACAUUUCAUUGUUCUCAACCAGAAAUUAAUAAAUUCUUGUCAGAACUUUUUUAA
Messenger RNA from Zonotrichia albicollis (white-throated sparrow), 2541 nucleotides. The record is from RefSeq and is a predicted model, not a curated record. NCBI's taxonomy places the organism in Eukaryota, Metazoa, Chordata, Aves, Passeriformes, Passerellidae.